Molecule: messenger RNA, 1741 nt
Organism: Pyricularia grisea
Lineage: Eukaryota; Fungi; Ascomycota; Sordariomycetes; Magnaporthales; Pyriculariaceae
Exons: 2
Coding region: 120-1457 (445 amino acids)
Biological process (GO): lipoate biosynthetic process
Cellular component (GO): mitochondrion
Molecular function (GO): 4 iron, 4 sulfur cluster binding; lipoate synthase activity
Source: RefSeq, a predicted model, not a curated record
UGGGUACCGGGCUGGAUAAAACACCGUCCCCAGGUCAAAUCGAAGUCUCUCAGGCUUAAUUUGUAUUUUUUUUUUUACUCUUUUUUAUUUUAUUCUUUUUAUAUUGGGCAAAACGCACAAUGUCAUCCUCGCUCCCUUCAUCCCUCCGGCGGGCGGCCGCUCCCCUCCGUAGAACACUCGCCACGGUGACAGCAACAUCCGCGACAAACACAAAGUCUUGCAGAACAUAUGCAACAAUACCCUCAAAGGACAGCGAUCCUACGGCAAGUGCAAGCAGCGCCGAUUCAGCAGCAGCGUCAGUCACAUCCCAGCAACCAACAUCGAAAUCUUCCCGCCCAACAUACUUCAAAGACACGUCUGUCGCCUCCUUCUCCGACUUUCUCGCCACAUCAUCCCCGGCAGCUCCCUUGUCUCCAUCUGAGGCCUACACCCUUCGCACCGCCGAGGUCGGCCCUGUCGGUCGCAAGAAGACCAUCACACGCCUGCCGGAAUGGCUGAAGACACCGAUACCAAACCCGGGGUCCAACGAAAACUUUCGCAGCAUCAAGGCCGACCUUCGCGGCCUGGGGCUGCACACAGUUUGCGAGGAGGCUCGUUGUCCGAAUAUCUCCGACUGCUGGGGUGGUAGCUCCAAGGCCGCCGCCACCGCAACCAUCAUGCUCAUGGGCGACACCUGCACACGUGGAUGCCGUUUCUGCAGCGUCAAGACCAGCCGGGCCCCGGCACCCCUCGACCCGCACGAGCCCGAGAAUACCGCCGAGGCCCUGGCCCGCUGGGGACUGGGUUACGUUGUUCUGACUUCGGUCGACCGUGACGAUCUUGCGGAUGGCGGCGCCAGGCACUUUGCCGAGACCAUUCGGAAAAUCAAGGCCAAGAAGCCGACGUUGCUGGUCGAGGCUUUGACGGGUGAUUUCCAGGGCGACCUGGAGAUGGUCAGAAUGGUGGCCGACAGUGGUCUGGAUGUGUAUGCGCACAACGUGGAGACGGUCGAGGGUUUGACCCCAUACGUGCGUGAUCGCCGUGCUACCUUUAGGCAGAGCUUGAAGGUGUUGGCUGAGGUCAAGAGGCACAAGGGCGAUGAUAUCAUCACCAAGACCAGCAUUAUGUUGGGUCUGGGUGAGACGGAGGAGGAGCUGUGGGAGGCGCUCAGGGAACUCCGCAAAGCUCAGGUUGAUGUAGUGACCUUUGGUCAGUACAUGCGUCCGACAAAGCGUCACCUCAAGGUAGAGAAAUACAUAACGCCCGAUGACUUCGAAUUGUGGCGCCAGCGCGCGCUGGACAUGGGAUUCCUGUACUGCGCCAGCGGGCCACUUGUGCGAUCAUCUUAUAAGGCCGGAGAGGCGUUUAUUGAAAACGUGCUGAAGAAGCGGGCGGGCGAGAAGGCAGCAGCAGCUGCUGCCGCCGCUUCAGGUACCACUGCAAACGCCACCAAGCUGGAUCCUUCCACUCUGCAAUGAGGGUGGGAACGACAAUGUGCACAUAAAUGGGAAUAGACGGGUUUUAUAGUUUACUUCGAUUACAUGUAUUAAUCUUCAACAUGACGGAAAAUAGGGAAUGGCGGAUUAUUUAGAGCAUCUGGGCGGCGUCAUAUCAAACGCUACAGUCACCUUGUCGACGUGACACGAUAUUUUGACAACAUUAGAAGCUCACUUCAACAAGACCUUCUAAUGAGAAAUGGUUUCGACAUUGGUUGAACUUUAUGUGUAUCAUCUAUGUCUUUCUAUUCUACUCUGGUCGCCCA